ACGAAGGGAAAACGCUGCCGAUUACGUGGCGGUACGGUUGUUCAGCAUUUGUUGUUGUUAAACGGCGUCGACGAAAAACGAAAACACAGGGAACUUCAAUAUGUACUAGACUUUUUCCAAUGAAUUUUUAAAAUAAAGUUAUAUAUAAAAAAAAUAUUACCACGCAUGCUGUAAAAUUAUGGAUUUAUGUAAAUUUCACCAUACAAGGGAAAAUAUGAAAUGCAACAACUGCACAGGCGGCAGGCUGAAAAGCGCAUAAAUAUUUCAAAAGUCAUGUGUAGAUUUUAGACAACCGGAGUGAAAGAGAGAGAAAGGGCUCAUUGGCCCACUGACCUGUCAAUGGCAUUUAUCGAUAUCGAAACUAUAUCUAUGUAGAUAGAGGACGUUGUAAUCAUGAGAGGCGGCGCGUAGAGCUGAAAAAGUUUUGCCCCCCCCCAAAAAAGUUUGGACUAAUAGAAAAUAUGGCCGGCCAUUGAGUUUGGCCAAAAAGAGCGAAAAGUUUUCCGCUUUACCAGCCGCAUCGUCCUCCAUUGGCAUACCGAGUCCUAUGAGGCCAAAGCCCAGGAUCGAAAUCAGCUGGGGACUUUAAAAGGCGACCGGCCACAAUGGACCUUGGCCGCUGGCUGCUGCAGCUGGGCGUGCACAUGCUGCUGGUUGUGCGGCGCAUUCAGUGUCUACGUGUGACUGACAUCAAUGUGCCACAAAUUGUUGAUUUUCGUGAUAACGUGACAUUAUCCUGCAGCUAUGACAUAAGUGGUCACACGUUAAAUUCGGUUAAGUGGUACAAAAACGGAAAGGAGUUCUUUAGAUACUCGCCUCUUACCCCGCCCACCUACAUCCCGUUCGCUGUGGAGGGCGUUCAGCUGAUCGAUGAAGGCAACGAGUGUAACGAAUCCUCCUGUCGCGUAGAACUCAAUUUAUUGGGCGUCAAGUCGUCGGGAGUCUACAGGUGUGAAGUGUCCGGCGAUGCUCCUCACUUCCAGCUAACUGCUCGCGAUGCCAACAUGACCGUCGAAGCACUUCCUCAAAACAAUCCACUAAUCAGCAGCUUUCACUCAACGUAUCGCUUUGAUGACUUUGUACAGGUUAACUGCAGCACUGAUUUUUCCAGCCUUUUCACUAGAAUCACCUGGUACAUCAAUGGGGUAAAAGUUUCCCUGGUUCAUCUACUGCCCAGUAUAGAGACCACGAUCGUGGCCCAUGGCUAUAGUAUGCGUCGUAUUAUUUCCCAAUUGAAUUUUUAUGCCAAUGAACCGAAAUUUCAUGAACUGCAAUUGCAAAAGUUGAUCCAGCAAAAGCGUACAAUCUCACCUUCCAGACUUGGCCUUGAACUAAGGUGUGUGGCAGAGGUUGAUCGGUAUCCCCAUUUGCAGCGAGAAGGAAGCAUGUUUGCCCAGCUCUUCAGGGAUGAAAUCGAUCAGAAAAAUCAAAAGCUGAUUAAUUCGAGAUCAGAUGCCACUCCAAAUGCACAAGUGCAGCAUCUGCUGCUGGUGGCAAUUUCGAUGACGAUGACCGCAGUGCGACUCUUCACACCGCUGACAUUUCAAUAUGGCACACGGAAGUCGGCACGCUACAAAAUGCGAUGAAUUUCCAUUUUUGUUUUUCCUUCACUUUGUUUUUUUACCUGUUUUUUAAACCAUUUUCGUAGCUCUAAGCAACUGAAAUGCACGUGAGAAUUUACAAACCAAAAAAAAACAAAAAAGAAUCAAUGUAAUAUUUAUGUAUAAUUGUAAUAAAAGCCACGGUGUUAAAUCGAAAGGGGAUGGGAAAAGUAAACUUAAGUCUAGGCAAGCGAAUCCUGUAAAUAGCCUUUAAGUGUGCAAUCGAGUUUUAAGAACACCAUGAAAUCAUCGUCAAUAAACAAGCAAGCAAACAAA
Messenger RNA from Drosophila eugracilis, 1877 nucleotides. RefSeq lists its product as uncharacterized. The record is from RefSeq and is a predicted model, not a curated record. The coding region runs from base 606 to 1586 and encodes 326 amino acids. The transcript has 7 exons. NCBI's taxonomy places the organism in Eukaryota, Metazoa, Arthropoda, Insecta, Diptera, Drosophilidae.